GGGCGGCUCCGGCGCUGGGGACCCGCGGCUCCGUGUGCGCUCCCCGCCCGCAGCGGGGCUCCCGCCUCCCUCCUUCCUCAUUUUGGGGCUUAGAAGGGCGAUUUCCUCCUUCUCCAGCUGCAAUUCUGCUUUAUUUUUAUUUAUUUAUUUUUUUUUUUUUUUCGGUGUUAGAAAACCCUAAAAGCGCCGAACCCCCUCUAAUCUCUGCUUCCCAGAGCCGAGGAUGGAGCCACUUUCCCCCUGGCCACUGACCUGCCUGCUGCUGCUCGUCCUGCCAGGUGUGGAUGCGCAGGCGGGUCAGGACUUCGAGCUGCAGCAGCCCCAGGACCCGGUGACGGUGCCAGCGGGGCAGACUAUCACCCUGACCUGCACCAUAUCAGAAGAUGGUCCUGCUGGCCCCGUGAAGUGGCUGAAGGGCAGGGACAGUGGGGUCGUUGUUUAUGAUCAGACAGGCUCCUCGCCCCGUGUGACGAGGGCAGUGAAUGGGUCCAACACAGACUUCACCAUCCACAUCAGGGAUGUUCAACCCGAGGAUGCCGGCAUCUAUUACUGCGUGAAGUUCCGCAAGACGCUACGAGGUGAAGAGGAGUUUCGGCGUGGGAAGGGCACGGAGGUGUCUGUGCGCGCCAAACCCACGCCCCCAGUCGUGUCUGGGCCCGGGCACAGAGUGGCACCAGGGGAAUCGGUGCCUUUCACCUGUGCGUCCGGAGGGUUCUUCCCUGAAGAAAUCAAUGUGAAAUGGUUCAAGGACAAGGGCCCCAUCUCUGCUCAGCAGCCCCAGAUCACCCCAGCACGAACAAAAUCCUCCUACAACAUGUCCAGCACGGUGACACUGACGCUGCAGCGCGACGACGUGCGCUCCCAGCUCGCCUGUGAGGUGCAGCACCCCACGCUGACGGCCCCGCUGAGGGGGACGAUCCAGCUCAGCGAAGCCCUGCGAGUUUCCCCCAGUGUCCGUGUGGCCAUUGACUCACGGACUCCUGUUGAGGUGAAUGAGACCAUCAACUUCACCUGCGACGUGGAGGGGUUUUACCCUUCGGAUGUGGAUGUCACCUGGCUGGAGAACAGGAUGGAAGUGAAGGUGGAAAACCUCACCAAGCCAUUGAAGACGCCCCAGGGUUUGUUCAAGCUGAGGAGCCUGUUGGAAGUUCAUGUGACGGAGGAUAAGAACGGCUCUGCGUUCACCUGCCGGGUUGUGCACGAUGCCCAGGCCCCCGUCAGCGAGACCGCUCUGCUGUGGAUCACCACUCCAGCCAAGGGGGGACAGAGUGACCUGUUCCAGACACCUUAUGACAAUUUGCUCCCCAUCUAUAUCGUGGUGGGAGUGGUCUGCACUGUGCUGGCACUGCUGGUGGCUGCGAUUCUUUACCUCAUCCGGGCAAAGCAGAGCAAGGGUAAAAGCUCGCCAUCUGCUAGGUUACAUGAACCGGAGAAGAGCAGCGAGGCCACUACCCAGGAAUCUGACCCAAACAACCUGACCUACGCGGACCUGAACUUCGACAAAGAGAGGAAGACCAUCCGGCGGAUGGCAGAGAUGAGCCAGCAGUCAGAGUACGCCUGCAUCCAGGCCAGCCACCCGCCCGCCAACGAUGACAACCUCACCUAUGCCGACCUGGACAUGGUGCACCUCAGCAAGGCGCCCAAGCGGCCGGCCCCGUGCCCUGAGGAGGCCACCUCUGAGUAUGCCAGCGUUCAGAUCCCGAGGAAAUGAACAGGGCUGCAGCGGCUGCUGGGACCCCAUGGGGAACCACCCUGCUCCUGCCUGGGAGGAUUUUCUUGGAAGCUCUGAGAGCAAUGGGAAGAUGCGCUCCGGUACCCGCGAUUCAGGGUGGAAAUGGAGCCCACAAUAAUGUCAGGGUUGGCUCCCAUCUGCAAAGACCUGAUUUUUGGAAGCAGCUUGGUCUUGGGGCUGCCAGCUCCAUCCCUUCGGGAUCCUCCCCAGCCACUGCUCUGGCUCGGUGUGCAGGAUUGCCCACAGAUGAGUUCAGCCAGUGGAGCAGCAUCUCAUCCGGAAGCUCCGGCCAGGCUGAAGGAAUGGAGACAGUGCCUCCAUGCCAGCUCUCACGGGGAUGCCACUGCCUGGCCAGGCUUGCAUGGCAUCCGCAACUGCCCCAACCCCGCAGGGACCCAUGGAUGCCCCUGCGCUGCCUUCUGGGGCUCCCCGGCUGCCGGCGCCUGGAAACCGAACUCUGGCUUUAAAGGAAGGACCGAAGUGUCUGCCUCUAUCUUCCCAAGUGUCCCUUUGGCGGGACCUCGGUCUCGCACCAAGGCCAAGGAGGCUGGGAAGGCUGGCAACCCCAGCUGCAGGCUUUCCCCUGCCCUUUCCGCCCAGGGAGGCUCCAGGUACAGCUCCCCGGCACCGAGCAUCUUCCUCCGCACAGCCUUGCCCUGUGCCGGGACCCACCAGCGUUGCCCCAGGCUUGUACAAAGCGUGCAGCUCCGUGCCGGUCACGCUGUAGGUGCCCCGGGAGCUCCCCGCAAGGUACCGUGGAACACAUUGACUGUUUGACGUCUAACUGUUAAUUUUUAGAGCUAAAACCCCAAUGUUUUGUGUUGUGCGUGGGUGUGCUGCUGUGUACUUAACAGUAGAAUAAGAUGUGCACAAUUAAGACCGAGGCCUCAAUAAAGACCCUGAACCCCGUAGAGACUUACAUGACCCUCCCUGGCUCUGCCGGGGGGGGGCCAGGCAGGCUCCCUCCAAUCCCACCCAUGGGGAACAAGUGUCUUCUAUGUGCCCCCUCCCUGGGCCACUGCAUGGGGCCAGCACCUCGCAGCAGUGGGGCACGCAUGGGGCUGGCUCCUCUGGCUGCUGGAGGGGAGCCUGGGGGCUGGUGAUGCUUUGAGAGCGCUGUGACUGCUUGUACAGCCUAUUCUUUUGUUGUUUGG
This is a messenger RNA of Cuculus canorus (common cuckoo), 2886 nucleotides long. RefSeq names its product tyrosine-protein phosphatase non-receptor type substrate 1. NCBI's taxonomy places the organism in Eukaryota, Metazoa, Chordata, Aves, Cuculiformes, Cuculidae. Gene Ontology annotation, cellular component: plasma membrane. The record is from RefSeq and is a predicted model, not a curated record. The transcript has 8 exons. Bases 224 to 1711 code for a protein of 495 amino acids.